AACGUUUAACGUAGAAAGUUCAUUCAUACGUGGAGACAAAGUAUUAUAAAAGGGCCCCUUACAACUACAAUGUCACAAACAACUGAUCCAAAGGGUUUGAAAGAUAAAAUUCACAGAAGACAGUAACAGUUAUUUUACCGAUCUGAGACCACCACGAUGUACGCAGCAAUUCUUACCAUCAUUGCUAUGCUGUACGCGACUAAUGCCCAAUCCUUGGAUGAACUUUGCACGAUGAACAAAUGGUUGAGAGGUGCAAGCUACUUCGAACAUCCGACAGACUGUGAAAAAUUUGUUCAGUGUCACCGGAACGCUCUCGGUAGACUGGUUGCGGAGGAGCAACAGUGUUCGUUUCCAACCUAUUGGAAAACUGAACUUUUAACAUGUGUACCAGUCCAAGAAAUCAUGUGCGCAAACGAUAAAUGCGCAGUGCUGCCUGAUGGUUCGGUACGGGGAGGAUACAGGAACUGUCGAGGUUACUGGGAGUGUCAGGAUGGGAAAUCUGAGCCAAAAUGUUGCCCAUUGGGUCAGAAAUUCGAUGAUGACUUUGGGUGUGUGGAAACAAAGGAUGAAGACGACGAAUGUAAGGACACUUGUAUGGGGAUUGUGUACGAACCAAAGAAUGAGACAUUGAAUGAAACUGUCGUCUGCCCCAAACUGGCUAUUGCCGGAGAGCCAGGAUACUAUAAACAAUACGAGGAAGGAUGGGGGUUAAGGAAAUUUCCAUGUUCCCCGGGAACAGUUUUUGACCAAGACAUGUGCGAAUGCGUCAGGGCGGCUGCGCCUGUGGAGAAAGCUAAAUGCAAACCGGAAGUACAUCUUACCUUUACGAACAAUCAAACGGUAAUUAACGGUUAUUUCGUUGAAAAUGAAAACGUAAUUGUACAAAAUGGCGUCGCUGAUUUCAACGGCGUGAACAGCCGGCUAAACAUUCCAAGAUUUAACAACAUCGAGCACAGCGAAGCCAUCGUCAUCAGAAUAAAAUAUACAUCUUCUCAAGAAAAGACCGGAUAUCCACAAGCCGUCCUCUCCAACAGCGGAUGCGGCUUCCUUCCCUCUAUCAUUAUCUCUGAGGAUGAACACGCCGUAACAUUUGGCGUCGGGACGACGAGAAAUUUACUGGCAUCGACCUCAGUAAAACAGCCGAAGGAUAUUUUGUCGACGGAAAAAACUGUGGAAUUAAAGUUUCUGAACGGUGUUCUGAUGGGAUCAGUGAACAACGUGGCGUCUGCUGUACCAGCCAACGGCUACCUGAGGAAUGUUCAGUGCACACUUAAUGUUGGGUUUGCCGAGAAUAUGUCGCAUUUUAAAGGGAAAGUUGAUGAACUGUCCGUGUUUAUGUGUGAUCCAGAUAUGCCAUAGAUUUAGUUUUGACCCUUACCCUGCUAUAUUUCUAUAAUGAACUUGUCCAUCUUUCAAUUUGGACAGUACCAUUAACUGCGAGAA
Mercenaria mercenaria is the source of this 1443-nucleotide messenger RNA. RefSeq names its product protein PIF-like. Gene Ontology annotation, molecular function: chitin binding. NCBI's taxonomy places the organism in Eukaryota, Metazoa, Mollusca, Bivalvia, Venerida, Veneridae. Bases 157 to 1359 code for a protein of 400 amino acids. The transcript has 2 exons. The record is from RefSeq and is a predicted model, not a curated record. Gene Ontology annotation, cellular component: extracellular region.